CUGUGAUCUGUCGGAUCCUCUAUUAAUCUGUGGUCGGAUCGGAGCUAAGGCGGCUAAUCAAAGAAAUUGUGAUAUUAUUUGACGGAAAUUUAGGCAUUUUCAAUUUUCCAAAAUUAGUGAAAAUGGAAGAAGAAGGAGAAAGUAUUUUACUUCAAGAUAAUUAUUAUCAAUUACUGAAUGUGUCUAAGACGGCCACUUUGGAAGAAAUAAGCAGUGCCUACCGCCGCUUCUCGCGCAUAUUUCACCCAGACAAGCAUAGUGCAGAUCCAAACAAGCAAAAAUGGGCAGAGCAAAUUUUCAACAAAGUAAAGGAGGCAUAUGAAGUGCUUUCAGAUUCACACAAAAGGGCCAUAUACGAUACCCUUGGUAAAAGGGGCUUAGAAGUAGAUGGAUGGGAGGUGAUUUUCAGGACUCGUACACCUCGAGAGAUCAGAGAAGAAUAUGACAGACUAAAGAGGGAGAGAGAAGACAGAAGGUUGCAGCAAAGUGCAAACCCUAGGGGCACCAUAACACUUUCUAUUAAUGCAACAGACAUGUUUAUGAAAUAUUAUGAUGAAUAUGAUAUUUUAGAAGACUCGUCGAUAAUUCCAAGUAUUGAAGUAUCUGGUAUGACGAUUCAACAAUCGAUUGAUGCCCCCGUUACUCUCAGAAACACUGUCACAUUGUCGGGGAAUAUUUCCACACAAAAUGGCACAGGCACAGGUUCAGUUACCAUGUCCAAUAGACAUCUCAGCUCAGAACGGGGUUGGACUGAACUUGAAUGUGGUAUUGGGAAUGGCCCAGUGAUUGGUUUCAAGAUAUUUAGGACUUUAUCGAGGCUUAUGUUCGUUAACUGUGGCACUGGGCUGCAAUUCACAUCCAGAGGGAUUGUACCAAGCUUCGUGUCUAAUGGUCCUGUUCGUCGCAGACCAUCGUGGUGCCGAUCCACCUGUGCGAGGAGGUCAUUCCGGCGCCCGUGUUCUACGCCACAGUAGUGCCGGCUAUAUCAUGGUUGGUGCUCAAGAAACUAUUCCUCGACCCCAUCGCUAGGGAGCGUCGCGAGAGAGAACGCCAAAGAUCCAUGGAGGCGAACUUUGAGAGGUUACAAGAAAUGCAGAGACAAGCUAGAGCAACGAUCGAACUUAUGAGGGAAACAUAUUCUAGAAUAAGAAGUGAAGAGGAGAAAAAGAAGGGUCUCGUCAUUAUUCGAGCGAUCUAUGGAAAAUUGCCUGCAGGCGCCGAAGCUCAUGAAGUGAGCUCGGAGCAGACGGGCGACACCGGGUCGCCAGAAAGCCCCCUGCCUUACGCUGAAGUGAUAGAUGUCACUGUACCAGUGCAGUGUCUUAUCAAGGAUUCCAGACUGGAGUUGUUAGAAGCUAGCAAGUCUGAGCUGCCUGGCUUCUACGACCCAUGCGUGGGAGACGACAAGCACCUCACAAUCAAGUACAUGUUCCACAACAACCCGCACUGCUGCACCGUGCUGGACUCACAGGCGGUAGUACUCCCGCGCAAUAAUCAUCGAAUAAAAAAUAGAUCCUGAAGGUUAAAGUCCAGGCGCAGGUAAACUACGGUGGCGCCCUUUAGAAGUUACAAUGUAACACAUACAGAGAUAUACAGCCAAUGGACUCCGAUAUAUUAUUGGAUACUAUUUUUAAAAUAAGCGCAUCUUAAAUAGUAUUUUGGUUUUGCUAUCAUAUAGAGAAAGUUCGCGUUUAUAUUAUAUUUCGGAAAUUAUGGAGGGGUUAAAAUAAUAAAUAAAUAAGUGAAAGUUUUUCUUGAAAACGAGUUAUUGGUUAUUACUUUCGGAUUCUCCGCUAUAUGGUAUUAUUAAAAUAAGUACUUAAUGUAUUUUGCUGUACCUUUUAAAUUGACUGUGAAUGGUUGGGUUUCUAUGAUAACGUCACUGUAAUGCCUCCUCUACACUGACGAUUAUGUGCUCUGUACAUAACAAAAUUGUGAUAAAUGUGGAAUCCAGGGAUACAAUAUAUCUGAAAUAUUUUUAAACACUGCUAUUUAAGACCGUGAAUCAUGACAUCACGAAUGUUCAAUGACAUGUUAUUAACGUGAAAAAUUUCGCCACAUUUUGAACUGACUAAUAGCGAUCGUUAUUGAUGAAUAUCCCAGGCAUUUUACAUGAAAAAUUAAAAUUUAUAAUUCAAAUAGUAUGUACAAAUACAUACCAAUAAAUAAUAAAAAGAAAAACAUUUGGAUUUAAUUCGAAGUUUAUUUAUGCAUAUUCCCAUUAGUGUGGUUGUCUAUUGUGAUUGUUGGUGUAGAGAAGCCCUAAUAUGUAAUGAACUACCAGAUAGAUUUAAUACCUAAAACAACUAUUAUUAUUAUAAUCCCUUUAAGUUUCGAUAUUGGCAGUUAUUUGUAAUAUGCAGCUUCGAUUAUUGAGCAAAUCAUGUUAAAAUCAUUGGUCAAAUAAUCCAUAAACAUUCCAAUGUAAAGGAAUUUGUUGAUAGUCGUCAUUAAUAUUUACUAUUUUACGCACAAGUAGUUUUUUCGAAUUACCCCCAUACGUUAGCAGUGCAUAUAAGCAUGAAGCACUGCUUACCAAUUUAAACAUAUUUGACCCAUAUUUGGAGAAGUUGGCUGGUGGGAGGCUUCGGCUGUGGAUAGUUACCACCCUAUCGGCAAAGACGUACCGCCAAGCGAUUUAGCGUUCCGGUACGAUGUCGUGUAGAAACCGAAAUGUGUGUGGAUUUUCAUCCUACGCCUAACAAGUUAGCCCGUUUCCAUCUUAGAUUGCAUCAUCACUUACCAUCAAGUGAGAUUGAAGUCAAGGGCUAACUUGUGAAGAAUAAAAAAUAAGUUUCAUCAAUCGUAUACUGAACACCAACGCCUAUGGUGUGACGUCAGGAAUGAUGUUACUGCAUGCAUUGUUGAUACGUUGAAUUUAAUGCCAACUAAUGAUUAUAAAUAUAACGCAUUUAAGAUAGAUCCGUUUUUAAAGUAUAAUGUUACUCUAUAUAAUAUAUAAUUAUGACCAAGGCUAUUUAUUUAGCUAUUUAGUAGUUUAAUUUUACUUCGACUUAUAAUCUGUAUAAUGUAUAUAAAAGUAUAACUGACCGACCGACAAUAUGUUUUAAUGUAGUAUAAUACACAGCCCAGACUGGUGCUUAAUGAAUAUAUCCUUUAAUACAGUAAUAUAUUAGUACUUCUUUUAGUAUAAUGUAAUGCUUAUCCCAUUGAAAACUAUGCACGCCAUUGAUUGGUUUGUGGUGUGACAAGGCAGAUUUUUAAUAAUGACUGCAUGAUAGCCAGCUGCGAUCACUUUAUACAAGCAUUGCUUACCCUGGCUUAUUGUUUAAUUUAACAUUAUCAUGUGUUAUUAUUACUUAAAAGUAUUUAUCCGCAUAUAGUCGUGCAUAUCUGUCUUAUCCACGAAACGUCAGUUGUUUAAUAUAUUAGUGACAGAAAGAAAACGAUACUUUAUCAAUUGAAGAUGGAGCUCGACCAGUUAUAGAUGUUUGAAUUUAUGUAUGCUUUCGAUCAAUCUUAAAUCAAAUGAAAUUUAAUUGUAAAAAUAAAUGAUGAUUUUAAAUGAUUGACUAAGUUAUUGUAAAAAAAUAUAUUUUAUGUUUUUAAUCAUUUACUAUACUAUUUUUUUUAUUUAUAUUAAAUCAAAUUGAAUUUUAUUGGAAGUAAAUGAAAUGGUUGGAUGGUUGACUAAUUUUUUUGUUAUGUAAAUUAAAUGGAAUUUAAUGGUUGUCUAUUUAAAAAAAAUAUGUUUAUUUUUUUCUAAUCUUUGUUAAAAGUGGUAUUCAUUUUGGUAUCAACAAUGCAUGUAGUUGCUUGUAGUAUGCAUGUAGCAUGUAUACAAAGUAAAAAUACUGAAUUGGAUGGUAUUAAAAUAUAUAUAUAGUUUGUUAUGAAUCGAUGUUUGCAGUUUGUUAUUAGUUUAACAUAGCCUAGAUGUAGAAGUUCGUUAUUUUUAAAAAUUGUGGAAAAUUCCUACAAGUAAAAUUUUAGGUAUUUUCUUAAUAUUUUUUUUUUGACUAUAAGUCGUUCCUAUGUAAAAUACAGUAAAGUAUGUUGUUUCUUUUCA
Bicyclus anynana (squinting bush brown) is the source of this 4030-nucleotide messenger RNA. It is a transcript of the gene DnaJ-17, whose product is annotated as dnaJ homolog subfamily C member 11. The record is from RefSeq and is a predicted model, not a curated record. Gene Ontology annotation, biological process: cristae formation. Lineage: Eukaryota; Metazoa; Arthropoda; Insecta; Lepidoptera; Nymphalidae.